Messenger RNA from Pseudo-nitzschia multistriata, 751 nucleotides. Lineage: Eukaryota; Bacillariophyta; Bacillariophyceae; Bacillariales; Bacillariaceae. The record is from the annotation of a GenBank genome assembly.
AAGGAGAAUUCAGACCUGUAGGGUCGUUCAUCACCUGUCUUGUGUCCUUGUAUUUUAUUUUUUGUUGAAAUGGUUGCAAACAGUAAGUCUUAUCGAGCAAAUGAAGUGUUCUCUAUCCGAUUCUUAUUCUCUAUUUCUUUGAAAUACGAGCUCCCCUCCCAGCCGCUCUUGCCGGAAAUCACUCAUCUUGUCCUGUCUUUCUUUAUCAGUCUCCAAGAUCCCUUCUCUCUUUCUAGAUCUCUUCAACUUCAAGCUCUUGCUUGGUUCAUCAGCAGCUUCUUGUUUCUGCCAGGUCAAUGAACACAGCUGCUCAUCCAAUGUUUUUCAACAUACCUGUCUCUCAUACUAUCCAUCAUAAUACUAUAUGUACCUAGUAUCUUACUGUAUUCGUCAAUCUUAACAUCUUCCAAUGAGCCUACUAGUAUCUCAGCACUCCUGCUCGCCCGGCUCAAAUGCCUAUUUGUGCUUCCCGAAUCCUACUUUGUGCACUCCAGGCAACCCAGGGUGCAACAACGGGCACUAUCAACAAAAGAAGGCAAAGACACCAAAACAAGCGGACCCAGGCACCGAAAAUGGAGCAGAGUGCCAUGGCGAGAUUGGAUUUGCGUUAUCGAGGCCAAGUUGCUGGCAGCGAUUUCGUCCGUUCACCGGAAAGAGGUUGGCAUUCCCGAAGUCGGUUGUCGCCAUUGGGGCGACGGUCGCAGGAUGCAAAAUCUAGAGAUCAAGUUCUAAAGAAAUAAUCUAGUUUUAU